AAAACAAGAAGGAAAAGUUAUUAGGAUUAGUUUACCAUGUGAUCAGUUGUAAAAGUGGAGAAAUCCAAAGUUUCAGGAAAAACCUUUUUUAACACAUCAUCUGCCGGGUAUGCAUAAUGUAUCCACAUGUAGAACUCAGUUUUUCAGAGAGAAAACGUGAGACAUUUGUAACCACUGAGACAUGAGAAACAGAUUUUGAGAAAUAAUGAAAUAGUAGUAGGAUUGUGUCCCUAAUACUUAGUUCUGACUGCUGCAGAACUUUGACAAAAAGGAUCUUAUUCUUAGUUUUUUUUUAUAGCCUAAUAUUUGCUUAAAAGUUCAAAUUUUCAAGUGCUUGUACAUUUAAGAUCUAUUGAUAUAAAACAUUAGUAUGUAAAUUUUUAAGCCCCUGCAAAAAGUAUACACUACAUUUUUAAAAUACUCUAAUACUCUUAAUUUUUAACCACAAAACAAGACUUAAGUCUCUUUUCUAACUCUAGUAAGAAAAAUGCUAGCUUCAGCAAUUUUACUCUAACAGCAUAAGGGAUAUUUCUGUGAAGCAAGUUAACAUAAAACCAUUGUAUCUAAGAACGACGCAGUCAGAAGUGUAAUUUAACCAAGGCUUAUAUACAUUUUGCAUUUCGGAUAAAGAAACCAAAACAAACAUUAUUUGUCUGUAAAUCUCUUCUACCCAGAAUUCCUCAGGUGGCAGAGCUUUUGCUCGACCUUGGUUCAAAUUCAGCAACAAGAAAAUCUCCUAUUAUGAACUUUUUGCUAUUCAAUCAUUUAUCUGAUCAUUGUAAAUAUAACCACCGGCUUAGCCCUACUCUGUACUGAUGUUAAGUCCAGCAGAAAGUGCGGGAGCUUUUCACAUGUUGAUGUCAGACAGAUUUUUUUUCAGAUGCAGAUGCAUCCUACAAAUGAUGACGAGUCACUAAAGGACUGCUGUUAAUGCAUUUCAGGCAUUGAUGACAAUGUUCAUUUUCUUAUUUAAAAAAAAUGAACUAUUUGUAUCUUAUAAAAUAUACUCCUAAAAUUGUAUAAUCCAAUUAAUGGUCAGAAUAAGCAAAUAGUAAAAUAAUGGGUAGUUCCAACCCCAAUUUUUAUGACAUGAACAUUCAUGAAAAUGUUGAAAUAAAACAAAAAAAGGGAGUUCGUCCACCAAUUUAUAAAAAAAAACAAGAAAAGAAAAAAGCAAUAUCAAAGGUUUUUGUCAAGCAGUAACUAUAAAAAGCACAAUCAUCAGAAACACUGCAACAACAUGAGGAGACUCAUCCGGUGGAUGUCAACAGCCCCCAAAACAGGCCCCGAAUGCAGCCAGGGUUAUCAGAUGGGUCUGGGCCGCAACGGCAAAGUUAGGUCACAAUGACUCAGUACCAAACACAGAAGGAGAAGUAGUUGAUGAGAACACCAAAAACAGGGAAGAGGAAGUUGAUGUUGACAUUUCUUUUUAGAUUUACUCUUUACUAUGAAAAACCAGAAUACGUACAGAAGAGUCCACAGCCUGCAGAGCUUGCUGUCAGCUGGAGCCGAUGCUCAAGUCAAGUGCGUACAAACAUCCCAGAUACAGAUUUACAAGUUCACACACAUUGCGACCAGAACCCGAGAGCUGCUGUACUCUACCAUAUUUUUACACUACAUGCUAAGAGCGCAACCAGGAAAAACAAAACAAAACCACAAAGUCUAGACAGUGAGCGCACUGGUCUGGUUUUGGAACGCAGAUACCAACAAUGCCUUUUCCACAGGGACAAGCUGGGUCGGACGUCGCUACAUUUGGUCAUCACCAACUGGCCGAUCACCACGACGACCCGGACAAAACCUUCCUCCAAGUUCUGGACCACUGUGGCGAGAGCAAGCAGGCAGGCUGAAGCCUGUUUACGGCUGCUCUGUGAGCACGGAGCUGACGUCAACGCGAAGAUGGAUGAUCAGAGUCAGCAGACGCCUCUCCAUCUGUCAGUGGGUUACAGAGCACUGUCUGCUGCGCGGCUGCUGAUCAGCUGCGGCGCCAACGUGAACGCAGUGGACAGCAGUGGAAUGACACCUCUGCACAUGGCAGCAUCAAUCCUCCAUCAGGACAUAACAUCAAGUUUAAUCAGCCACGGAGCUCACGUCAACAUGAGGAUGCAUCACUCUGGAAACACUCCUCUGCACCUUGCUGCAGUUGCAGUGAUGACAAAAACAACCAAAGUCCUGGAUGAAGAUGUGAGCUGCGUCUGUGAGCUGCUGGAGCGCGGAGCGAAGCCAAACAUUGUAAACGAGGCCGGCAUGUCGCCAUUCCACCAAGCGUGCAGCCUGGGGAACGAGCAGCUGGUGGACCUGCUGCUGAGAUACGGAGCUGGUGUCAACAAGCCGAGCGCAGCAGGGGAGAGCUGUCUGUUCCUGUUCCUGAACCACACACCUAACAUGAGGAACGGCUCCCUGCUGAUCAAACUCCUCACCCUGAGCGCCCCGCUCACAGUCUGCAGCCACGACGGCCGCUUACCCUCCACCUUAACUCAGCCACGCUUCUUUCAACAGAGAGAGCAACUGAUCCAACUAACCCAGCAGCCAAAGACACUUCGGGAUAUUUGCAAAAGUAAUAUUUAUCUGAAACAUAUCACAGGAAGAAAGGAGGAGCUGAGAAAAGUUAUUCCGGAAAGCUUGUACAACUUUGUCUUCAACCAAUGGAAGAUCCAAAACCUUUCGUUUGUGACAGAGAGUGAAGAGGCAGCAGAGCAACGUGCAUGUACCUGAGCUACAAGAUUUGAACCAUUCAGCUGAGAUACGAUAAGAUUCCCCCUCCUUUGCUAAAGAAUUCCUCCACCUUAAAGAUUUUCACUGCCUGUCACAUUAAGAACACAAACUUCCUUGAAUUCUACACUGAGCAGUACAUAACUAAACUGGAGGACAAAUUCUACUAUUUUUUUUCUCAAACAAAAUAUCUAAACACAGAGGUGUGUUUCUAUUGAACCUGUUACUCUAACACAGGGGACUGCAGCCUUUACAAACUAAAGAGUCAUUUUCCCCCUCAGAUAAACAAAAGCUACGUAAUAUAACUUUCUCUGACAGGCAAACUUAAAUGCUUUAAUAAAUAUCAAUCAUAGGAAAUGUGUGGUCGUUUUUUUUGUUUUUUGUUUUUUUUGGUUUAAGACAAAGAAAAACAAAACAUUUACAAAAAAGGAGUGAUGCAUUAUUCUUCUACGGGAAAAUAAUA
Gambusia affinis (western mosquitofish) is the source of this 3172-nucleotide messenger RNA. Its product is annotated as ankyrin repeat domain-containing protein 61-like. The transcript has 3 exons. Gene Ontology annotation, cellular component: cytoplasm; nucleus. NCBI's taxonomy places the organism in Eukaryota, Metazoa, Chordata, Actinopteri, Cyprinodontiformes, Poeciliidae. Bases 1381 to 2712 code for a protein of 443 amino acids. Gene Ontology annotation, molecular function: protein binding. The record is from RefSeq and is a predicted model, not a curated record.